AUGGGUGCUGACGGCGAAAAGGAUAUGGGUGUGACCACCACCCAUGAUAGCUCGCCAUCCAUGGGGAGGCUGGAUGGCAUGAACAUGGAGGAGCGAGAAGUGGCAGAGGCAGCAGCUCGCUAUGGCUAUGGACCUCUAGCCAACGGCAACAGCAACUUAUCUGCGUUCGGCAAAGGAUUCAAGCCAUCGUCGGAACCAGUAGCUCCUCGCCAGACCAUCGCAAACCCAGCUCCGUUGGGAUUGUCCGCUUUCGCCCUUACCACUAUGGUCCUCAGUCUUAUCAACAUGCAGGCUCGCGGAAUCACAGCGCCACACUUUGUCGUCGCUUCGGCGUUUGCAUAUGGUGGAUUGGUUCAGCUUCUUGCUGGGAUGUGGGAAAUGGCAGUUGGAAAUACCUUCGGAGCGACUGCUCUCUCCUCGUACGGUGGAUUCUGGAUCUCUUAUGCCAUCAUAUUCACCCCCGGCGGAUUCAACAUCGCUUCAAACAUCGAGAAGCUCAACGGAACAGCUGCUCUGAACAACGUAACCGGUUUCUGGCUCAUGUCCUGGUGGAUCUUCACAACGCUCUGCCUCAUCUGCACGCUCAAGACGAACCUCGCCUUCUUCCUCCUCUUCCUCAACUUGGAUCUCGCGUUCCUCUUUUUGGGAGUCGGUCACCUUGUGAUAUCCGGCAAAGUAUACACGCCGCUCAUCAAGACAGGUGGAUUCUUUGGAAUAUUGGCUGCAUUGCUCGCCUGGUACUGUGCUCUAGCUGGAAUGGCAGACCCAAAGAACACCUUUGUGAAAUUCCCCCUCGGCCAGCUACCGUGGGUAAAGAGCGAGCGAGUGAAGACCGAACGGGAGGUGGUUUAA
This is a messenger RNA of Arthroderma uncinatum, 852 nucleotides long. Its product is annotated as acetate permease A. Gene Ontology annotation, cellular component: plasma membrane. NCBI's taxonomy places the organism in Eukaryota, Fungi, Ascomycota, Eurotiomycetes, Onygenales, Arthrodermataceae. The transcript has 3 exons. Bases 1 to 852 code for a protein of 283 amino acids. Gene Ontology annotation, molecular function: acetate transmembrane transporter activity. The record is from RefSeq and is a predicted model, not a curated record.